GUCCUGAGAUCAUGAGCAAGCUGGCUGGUGAGUCUGAGAGCAACCUGAGGAAAGCCUUUGAAGAAGCAGAGAAGAAUGCUCCUGCCAUCAUCUUCAUUGAUGAACUGGAUGCCAUUGCUCCUAAAAGAGAGAAGACACACGGAGAGGUGGAACGUCGCAUAGUGUCUCAGCUGUUGACUCUUAUGGAUGGGCUGAAGCAGAGAGCGCACGUGAUUGUUAUGGCAGCUACCAACAGGCCUAACAGCAUUGACCCAGCACUCAGGCGAUUCGGUCGUUUUGACAGAGAGGUAGAUAUCGGUAUCCCAGAUGCCACCGGGCGCCUGGAGAUCCUGCAGAUCCACACGAAAAAUAUGAAACUGGCUGACGAUGUGGAUCUGGAACAGGUGGCAAACGAGACCCAUGGCCAUGUUGGUGCUGACUUGGCUGCUCUUUGCUCAGAAGCUGCUCUUCAGGCUAUCAGAAAGAAGAUGGAUCUCAUAGACCUAGAAGAUGAAACCAUCGAUGCCGAAGUGAUGAACUCGCUGGCUGUGACCAUGGAUGACUUCAGGUGGGCUCUGAGCCAGAGCAACCCUUCUGCUCUUCGGGAGACUGUGGUGGAGGUGCCACAAGUUACCUGGGAAGAUAUUGGUGGUCUAGAAGAUGUAAAGAGAGAACUCCAGGAGCUUGUACAGUAUCCUGUGGAGCACCCAGACAAGUUCCUCAAAUUUGGCAUGACCCCAUCGAAAGGGGUUCUGUUCUAUGGGCCACCUGGUUGUGGUAAGACGCUGCUGGCCAAAGCCAUUGCCAACGAAUGCCAGGCAAACUUCAUUUCCAUCAAGGGGCCAGAAUUGCUCACCAUGUGGUUUGGGGAGUCUGAAGCCAACGUGCGUGAGAUCUUUGACAAGGCCCGCCAAGCAGCCCCCUGUGUGCUCUUCUUUGAUGAGCUGGACUCCAUCGCAAAGGCUCGAGGUGGGAAUAUCGGCGACGGCGGCGGUGCUGCAGACCGUGUCAUCAACCAGAUCCUGACAGAGAUGGACGGCAUGUCCACCAAGAAGAACGUCUUCAUCAUUGGUGCCACCAACAGGCCAGACAUCAUUGACCCAGCCAUCCUGCGCCCCGGCCGCCUGGAUCAGCUCAUCUACAUCCCCUUGCCUGACGAGAAGUCCCGGGUUGCUAUUCUUAAGGCCAACCUGAGGAAAUCACCAGUUGCCAAGGAUGUCGACCUGGAUUUCCUAGCUAAGAUGACCAAUGGCUUUUCUGGAGCUGACCUGACAGAAAUUUGCCAGCGUGCCUGUAAACUGGCCAUCCGUGAGUCCAUCGAGAGUGAGAUCAGGCGAGAACGUGAGAGGCAGACCAACCCUUCUGCCAUGGAGGUGGAGGAGGAGGACCCAGUUCCUGAGAUACGCAGGGAUCACUUUGAGGAGGCCAUGCGCUUUGCUCGCCGCUCUGUCAGCGACAACGACAUCAGGAAAUACGAGAUGUUUGCACAGACUCUACAGCAGAGCCGUGGCUUCGGCAGCUUCAGGUUCCCGUCAGGUAACCAGGGCGGCGCUGGUCCCAGCCAAGGCACAGGAGGCGGCAGCGGGGGCAACGUGUACAGUGAAGACAAUGACGAUGAUCUCUACGGUUAACUCGCUGUCCUCGGUGGACCAAACUCCAAACCAGGCCACGUUGUACAGGGAAAAAUCCAAUGUUCAAUGGACUCUCGGCUUCUUCAUUCCUCAGUCAGAACAGUGUAGCUACACGUCAGACUUUGUACAGGGAAUGUUUUCUGCAAACACAAAUCCAGACUGUUGUUCAGUUGGGAGAGGCAGACAGUGAGUUAACAAGGAGGGGAACCGACUUAAUUUCUGAGAAAUUUCUGUUCUAGUUUAUGUGGCAGAAUCAGCAGCUUUAGCAAAGGGUACAACGCUAGCCUGUAUAAAAAAAACCCCACAAAAAUAAUAAAAAAAAAUAAUAAAAAUCCUACAAAACUCUA
This is a messenger RNA of Antrostomus carolinensis (chuck-will's-widow), 1957 nucleotides long. It is a transcript of the gene VCP, whose product is annotated as valosin containing protein. The transcript is spliced from 10 exons. The record is from RefSeq and is a predicted model, not a curated record. Gene Ontology annotation, molecular function: ATP hydrolysis activity; polyubiquitin modification-dependent protein binding; ATP binding. Lineage: Eukaryota; Metazoa; Chordata; Aves; Caprimulgiformes; Caprimulgidae. Gene Ontology annotation, biological process: autophagosome maturation; mitotic spindle disassembly; retrograde protein transport, ER to cytosol. The annotation marks the transcript as partial. Gene Ontology annotation, cellular component: cytosol; VCP-NPL4-UFD1 AAA ATPase complex; nucleus.